Messenger RNA from Arxiozyma heterogenica, 888 nucleotides. It is a transcript of the gene CDC28, whose product is annotated as cyclin-dependent serine/threonine-protein kinase CDC28. Gene Ontology annotation, molecular function: cyclin-dependent protein serine/threonine kinase activity; ATP binding; cyclin binding. The coding region runs from base 1 to 888 and encodes 295 amino acids. The transcript has a single exon. Lineage: Eukaryota; Fungi; Ascomycota; Saccharomycetes; Saccharomycetales; Saccharomycetaceae. The record is from RefSeq and is a predicted model, not a curated record. Gene Ontology annotation, cellular component: nucleus; cyclin-dependent protein kinase holoenzyme complex; cytoplasm. Gene Ontology annotation, biological process: protein phosphorylation; regulation of G2/M transition of mitotic cell cycle; G1/S transition of mitotic cell cycle.
AUGAGUGGUGAACUGGCAAACUAUAAAAGAUUAGAAAAAGUUGGUGAAGGUACAUAUGGUGUUGUUUAUAAGGCUUUAGAUUUACGUCAAGGCCAAAGAAUUGUAGCUUUGAAGAAGAUUCGAUUAGAAAGUGAAGAUGAAGGUGUACCAAGUACAGCCAUUAGGGAGAUUUCAUUAUUAAAAGAAUUAAAGGAUGAUAACAUUGUCAGAUUAUAUGAUAUUGUUCAUUCUGAUGCCCACAAGUUGUAUUUAGUGUUUGAAUAUUUAGAUCUUGAUUUAAAAAGAUAUAUGGAAAGCAUUCCAAAGGAUCAAUCAUUAGGAGAUAGUGUGAUCAAGAAAUUUAUGAUGCAGCUUUGUAAAGGUAUUGCAUAUUGUCAUGCACAUAGAAUUCUUCAUCGAGAUUUAAAACCACAGAAUUUAUUAAUUAAUAAAGAAGGAAAUUUAAAACUUGGUGAUUUUGGGCUAGCUCGUGCAUUUGGUGUUCCAUUAAGAGCAUAUACUCACGAAAUUGUUACAUUGUGGUAUAGAGCACCGGAGGUGUUACUAGGGGGUAAACAAUAUAGUACAGGUGUUGACACAUGGUCUAUUGGUUGUAUAUUUGCUGAAAUGUGUAACCGUAAACCUAUAUUUAGUGGUGAUAGUGAAAUUGAUCAAAUUUUCAAGAUUUUUAGAAUUUUGGGAACACCAAACGAAUCAGUUUGGCCAGAUAUUGUGUAUUUACCUGAUUUUAAACCUACUUUUCCCCAAUGGAGAAGAAAGGAUUUAUCGCAAGUUGUACCAAGUUUGAAUGCACAAGGUAUUGAUUUAUUAGACAAAUUAUUAGCAUAUGAUCCAAUUAAUAGAAUUAGCGCCAGACGUGCUACAAUGCAUCCGUAUUUCCAAGAAUAA